Messenger RNA from Parnassius apollo (apollo), 303 nucleotides. NCBI's taxonomy places the organism in Eukaryota, Metazoa, Arthropoda, Insecta, Lepidoptera, Papilionidae. The record is from the annotation of a GenBank genome assembly.
AUGAACGAAAAUGGAGACGAUGUGAAGAAACGUGUAUGCCGAAACAUGUUUAUAAACACUUUAAGUAUUGGUGAGAAGACGGUACGCUCAUGGACAUUAUCAGAUCAACCCAGUACAAGCCUUGAAAACGAAGAUCAUCAAGCGCAGAUCCGACGACAAAAAUCAAACAUGGUUAAGAAUGUAGAGGAGUUUCUGAAUUCACUGCCUAAAGUAGAAAGCCAUUAUUGUCAAGCAUCAUCCAAUAAACUCUACGUUGAGCCUUUGUGGUCUAGUCUAAGAGAGAUGUACCGCUUUUAUAAAUGA